AAGAGGUGGACGGAGGCCCGGGGCGGAAAGUGGAAGGCGCGCGGGCAGCCUCGCUCUCAUCUCCCGGGCCAGAGGGGUGCGAGGCUGAGUGACAGGCGGCUGAGAGCGAGCUGGGGCCCGGGAGCAGAGAGAAGGACGGUCCGGGACAGGAGGCUGGCACUGGCAACCUCGACAGACCGCGAUGGAGAAUUUCUGAAGACAUCAUGGAGAGUGACAGUGCAAGCAGCCACGUGGAUUACCUUUAUGGUGACCUGUUGCAACAGGACAGUUUUGUUUCCCCAGUGAAGACUGACAAUGAAAACUCUGUAGAUAUCUAUGAUGGCCUGGACACAGACUAUCAAGGAGGUGAACAGUCUGCAUCACUUGACACUACAGGAAAGGGUAAAUCUGCUAAAGAUUGUUUUGAUCUAUAUGAGGAGAUCCUCACUGAAGAGAGAACUGCAAACGAAAUCUCAUUGAAAGAGGUACAUGUUUGGUUAUAGCACCAUUUGA
Rhincodon typus (whale shark) is the source of this 492-nucleotide messenger RNA. Its product is annotated as CASP8-associated protein 2. Gene Ontology annotation, molecular function: transcription corepressor activity. The coding region runs from base 204 to 482 and encodes 92 amino acids. The transcript is spliced from 4 exons. The record is from RefSeq and is a predicted model, not a curated record. Gene Ontology annotation, cellular component: PML body; mitochondrion. Gene Ontology annotation, biological process: extrinsic apoptotic signaling pathway via death domain receptors; Fas signaling pathway. NCBI's taxonomy places the organism in Eukaryota, Metazoa, Chordata, Chondrichthyes, Orectolobiformes, Rhincodontidae.